AUGCCUCAAAAUUCCCGAAACGAAAAAGAUCGCAAAGCAACCAAUUUCACCACAAUGUUGCGUAAAUUACAAGCUAUAGGAAUAUUAUUGAUACUAGUCAUACUAGUAAAAAGUUCUACGGCGGAUCUUGUUAUUACCGAUAAUGUUGCAAAAAAUUCUGCAAAUACAACAGCCGAAAUAGCCACUGAUAGUGGUUACCCUAUACAUCAAGUAUCGAUGGUUAUUCGUGGAUGGCUUGUCCCAUUAGAUUACCUACGCCUUCACUGGGUUGACUGGACUCAACAGUCAAGAUGGUACGAAGACAUCGACACCGACGGUCAUGAUUGGUUAACAGUGCAAUAUACAUCCCCAUCCUGGGCAGCAGGAUACUACUACGAAAUGUCCUCGUUUUAUGGGAACGGAAACACGGCCACUAUACUUUGGUGGGAUGGUUGGGUAAAUGGAAUAUAUUGCAAUGAUCUUCAUUUUUAUAUAAAGAAGGUUUUUACCUACAAGUGUAACCGUAAGACGGAAAUAAUCUGGGGACAAAAUUGUAAUUAUCCACUAUAG
Molecule: messenger RNA, 549 nt
Organism: Paraglomus brasilianum
Lineage: Eukaryota; Fungi; Glomeromycota; Glomeromycetes; Paraglomerales; Paraglomeraceae
Source: the annotation of a GenBank genome assembly